Molecule: messenger RNA, 2037 nt
Organism: Chenopodium quinoa (quinoa)
Lineage: Eukaryota; Viridiplantae; Streptophyta; Magnoliopsida; Caryophyllales; Amaranthaceae
Product: alanine--glyoxylate aminotransferase 2 homolog 1, mitochondrial-like
Exons: 8
Coding region: 301-1731 (476 amino acids)
Biological process (GO): glyoxylate catabolic process
Cellular component (GO): mitochondrion
Molecular function (GO): L-alanine:glyoxylate transaminase activity; pyridoxal phosphate binding
Source: RefSeq, a predicted model, not a curated record
GUACAUGUCUCUAAUCCAUUUCCAUAAAUGAGAGUAUAUUCUCCACAUCACUUUACAGUCAGCAGUCCCACCACCCAAAUCAAAUGAAUAAAGAAACAAUUAAAGCAAUCUCUUCAAAAUCUAUUAUUCUUUUUGUAAACACCCCAUGAAUUGUUGCUUUCUUAAUUUUCAUUCUACAAUUUGUAUGGAUAUUUAAUUUAAUUUAAACGUCUCUCUAUAAAAUCAUUACAACUUUCGCACAAACUCCACUCCAAUUCAAUUAAAAGCGUGAUUCUCAAAGCUGCCAUCUUUCUAUAGAAGAUGGCUUUACAAAGAAUUUUGAGGGAGAAAUGCUUGCAAAAAUGCAGAAAUCAGUACUCUCUCUCCUCGGGAUUCGCCACUCUUUCUACUUCUUCUUCUUCAUCAUUGGAACCUCCAAAAAUCCCUGAAUUUGAUUACCAACCUAAGCCUUAUACAGGGCAAUUAGCUGAUGAAGUUUUUCAGAAGCGCAAAAAAUAUCUGGGUCCUUCUCUUUUUCACUAUUAUCAAAAGCCACUGAAUAUUGUGGAGGGAAAGAUGCAGUAUUUGUUUGAUGAGACGGGUAGACGCUAUCUUGAUGCAUUUGCCGGGAUUGUGACUGUGUCUUGUGGCCACUGCCACCCUGAUAUAUUGAAUGCUGUAAUAGAGCAAAGUAAACUUCUUCAGCAUGCGACAACUAUAUAUUUGCACCAUGCCAUAGCUGACUUUGCAGAGGCUUUGGCAUCGAAAAUGCCCGGAAAUCUAAAGGUUGUCUAUUUCGUCAACUCUGGGACAGAAGCAAAUGAAUUGGCUACAUUGAUGGCAAAGCUUUAUACUGGUAAUCAUGGCAUGAUUUCAUUGAGAAAUGCAUACCAUGGUGGAAGUAGUAAUACCAUUGGAUUGACGGCUUUAAAUACAUGGAAAUAUUCAAUACCACAGGGUGAUAUUCAUCAUGUGAUCAAUCCAGAUCCCUACCGUGGUGUUUUUGGUUCAGAUGCGAAAGCUUAUGCAAGGGAUGUUCAAGAUUACAUUGAUUAUGGCACAUCUGGGAAAAUAGCAGGCUUCAUUGCUGAAACAAUUCAGGGUGUUGGAGGAGCAGUUGAAUUAGCUCCUGGAUAUUUGAAGCUGGUGUAUGAUAUGGUACGUAAGGCUGGAGGAGUCUGCAUUGCUGAUGAAGUUCAAACUGGAUUUGGUAGAACAGGGAGCAAGUAUUGGGGCUUUGAAACACAAGGCGUUAUUCCUGAUAUAGUGACAAUGGCCAAGGGAAUUGGCAAUGGCCUACCCCUUGGAGCAGUGGUGACCACACCUGAGAUUGCUAGCGUAUUGGCUCAGAAAAUUCAAUUUAACACUUAUGGAGGAAACCCGGUGUGCUCUGCAGGUGGUCUUGCAGUCCUGAGGGUAAUUGAUAAAGAAAAGCGUCAACAACACUGUGCUGAUGUAGGGACCCAUUUGAUUGAUCGAUUGAAACUUCUGCAGCAGAAGCAUGAUAUCAUCGGAGAUGUGAGGGGAAGAGGUUUGAUGGUGGGAGUCGAAUUGGUCACCGACAGGAAAGAGAAAACUCCUGCUAAGGCAGAAACUGGAGUUCUGUUUGAGAAAAUGAGAGAGCUCGGUGUUCUUGUCGGCAAAGGUGGUCUACAUGGAAAUGUUUUCCGAAUAAAACCUCCAAUGUGCUUCAGCAAAGAUGAUGCAGAUUUUCUUGUUGAUGCUUUGGACUAUUCCAUGUCGAAGCUGUAGAAGGCAGCUUAUAGUUCCGCCUCCCUAAGCAAGCCAUGAUCCAGGGGCUAUUAAAUUUAUGUUCAACUGAUGUUUGUACAUCUUUACUGGGGUUAUGGGUGGGAGUUGUCCGUAGCUUACGGGUUUUUUUAAUUGAAUCCGUGGUUUUUACUUUACCAUAUUGACUGAUGCAUCACAUGUAAUGGCUCAAAUUUGCCUUUCUGAAUACUAGAUAUAUGUGCUUUGAAACAAGCUAAUUUGAUGUGAUUUUUACAGUCAAUCUCUUUCUCCUAUUCUCACUCUGAAAGUAGUUUAUUUUCUGGAUUA